Messenger RNA from Rotaria sordida, 1230 nucleotides. The record is from the annotation of a GenBank genome assembly. Lineage: Eukaryota; Metazoa; Rotifera; Eurotatoria; Philodinida; Philodinidae.
AUGGCUUCAACUAGAAUACCAUUGUACCGUGUCAAAGGUACACAUUAUGAAUGUGCACAUACCAUUGGUACUAUAACACGCGAAAAAAUUCAUCAUCGCAUCGCUGAGGAUUUUGCUAGUUUAUCAGCAUUGUUUGCAUUUAUUCAAACAGAAUAUGGACUUCAAUUACAUCGAAAUUUUAUUGAAACUAUUCGUUUAUUAUAUCCAUGGUAUUGGGAUGAAAUUUGUGGUUUAGCCGAUGGUUCAGAAGUUCCAUUAGAACAAAUACUUGUUUUGAAUUUUUUAAAUGAAACCCAAACAGCCUAUAAGUUAUUAGAAGAAAAACAAAGAUUAAAUUCAACAAAUGAUAAAUCUAUCAAUGAAACUGGUGCAAAAGGUUGUACAACAGUUCUACUUAAUCGAAAAGAUACAAAUACAUUUUCAUUGUUACAUAAUGAAGAUCAUGCAGCAGCGUUAUACUUAUCUGCAUAUCUUGUUGAAGCUGAUAUUCAAUCGAGUGAAUAUGAUAAUGGAACACGUCAAAGUCCAAAUGAAAAAUUUAUUGCUUAUUGCUAUGCAGGUUCUAUUCCAGGAAAUGCUUUUGGUGCUAAUAAGUAUAGUUUUGCAUUUGCUAUGAAUGGUCUAUAUCCGAAUUAUGUUGGACAUUGUCGUUUACCGCGACAAAUAGUUAAUAGAGCUCUAUUUGCAGUACGAAAUGAAAAAGACUUAGAUAAUCUACUUCGUAUAUCCCCGGUGGCAUUUGGUUUUUGUAUCAAUGGAGCCUUUUAUCGUCAACAAAAUUAUUUACUUAAUUAUGAAAUUGGACCUAAUUUAAAGACUGAUAAUGAUAAUUAUAUAAGUAAAUGUCUUAUAAUAAAUAAUGAUCAAAAAAUAGAUCAAAGAAAUGAUGAAUGUGAAACAGCAUUAAAUUAUCUGGUACAUUAUAAUCAUUAUGAACGUUUAAAUAAAGUAAUUAUUGAACAAAAAUCUCUUCAAUCAACACAUAGUCGUUGGAGACGUGGUCAAGAAUUCGGUGAAUUAUUUACAAUUAAUGAUGCAAUCAAUUUACUCGGUGAUAAUGAAAAUGAAUCAUUUCCAAUAUUUCGAAAUUCCAGUAAAAUUGAUGAUACACUAACACUGUGUACUGUGCAUUUUAAUUUUAAUACAUCACAAUUAUUAAUCUAUCAACAUAAUCCAAAAUAUAAUAAUCAACCUUCAUUUAUUUAUAAUCUAACCGAUUUAUUUAAUUAA